ACUAGUUGCUUCGUGGUUCGGAGAUCCUUCUCCUCAUGUUGAUGAUAGUGAUGUACCCAGCAAGGGGCAAAUGCGACAUAGUGUUUAGUCAGACUGAAUGAAGCAGGAUAAAUCUCGCCCUUGAGUCCUUCCUGUAGAGAGUCAUGACUCGCUGCGGGCGUAAUAGUAGACGCGCUGCAGCAGGUGUCGAAAUCGAUACUCGCCAGCAAAUGCUUCGGACUGAAAAGCAGCCGUCUUCCAAGAAGCGAAGUGCGCAGACAAAUAGAAAGGCCGAAGGCAAGGAGGCAAAGAAAAAUGUCGAGAACAAUGAAGGAACAUCAGAGACGAUUGAGGAAGAAGUGUGAAUAAUGUGCAGUCAACUUUCUGAUCUUGGACUGGGUAGCUUUGGCUACUUUAGAUGUGCGUAUCUAUUCUUCAUCUUAAUGUUUAUGCUUGCAUCAUCUGAAUCUGUUUUAUAUAUCCAAAUAGAAAUGGCACAUAUAAUGGCAUCACUCAAGUUCUUAUCGUGUCACAAUUACAACUACUGUCAGCACCUAUAAUUCUCCAUUAAUUCAUCACAUCUAGUUUCAUUAUAUAUCGAUUUAGAUAUAAUCACCAACAUUCUCGACAAGUACAAUAGAUGUUUGAGUCAAGAUGUUCUAGUUGUCCCGUACUUGCACUCGGGCCUGUUGAGGAAAUGAAGCAUCAAGGCUGCAAGUAUACCUAUGUAUAUUAAAAUCAUUUAAGUAAUUACAGGUUACAUCGUGUAUCGGAUACUUUUGUUCAGACGGGUGAGACCGCGAUGCAUGUAACGGAAAAAGUUGCGGAACCUGAGGUAUAGUCUCACUACUGUGCCAUAUAUCAUCGUAAUUUUUCCCAUAGAUAGUAACAAUGAGCAUAUUUUGAUCAAUUGGCAAACGCAAUGAGACCAUUGGCUUCUAAAAUCUGUUCGCAAACUUUUGCGGGCUCCUUCGACUUCAAACACAGUGGUUGACGACAAAUCGGCGAAGAGUCUUGAUACCCAGCCGAAUGAGGAAACUGUUCAGCACGCUCGCAUAUUAGGUGACGAAAGACGAUGGGUCGGUCCAUUUCUCCCAGACGUGAGAGAGAUGCCACCGCAUGACUCGUCACCACGGCUAUCCUGCCCAGGCUAAUUCUUGAAAGACGAGGACCGAGAGAGAGAGGUGCGAACCCUUCGAGAGUCCCAGCUUCGGUACCCACAAGGGCGGUUUGAGAAUGGAGUCGGUAGCCGUUGUGGCUACAACUCGAUAUCAUAGGCAGGACUUUUGGCACGAAGAGAUGUGGGUGUUGUCGAAAGUGUGAGGAGAGAAAAUGGAGAACCCAUCAAAAUGGAGAAAGCAGUCCGGC
Molecule: messenger RNA, 1347 nt
Organism: Amoebophrya sp. A25
Lineage: Eukaryota; Dinophyceae; Syndiniales; Amoebophryaceae
Source: the annotation of a GenBank genome assembly